Molecule: messenger RNA, 1058 nt
Organism: Caenorhabditis elegans
Lineage: Eukaryota; Metazoa; Nematoda; Chromadorea; Rhabditida; Rhabditidae
Gene: srh-105
Product: Serpentine Receptor, class H
Exons: 2
Coding region: 5-1033 (342 amino acids)
Source: RefSeq, marked reviewed
CACAAUGCCAACACCGUUAGAAGAGUAUUAUGCAACAAACUAUUCAAAAUGCAAUAUUACCUAUACAUAUCUUGCCUCGUGGCAAGGUAUUGCCUACCCAUCACACAUUGCUCAAGUAUUUUCCUUACCAUUUCAAAUUCUAGCCUUCUACUUAAUCAUAUUCCAAACCCCGGUUAAAAUGAAACAAAUGCAAUGGUCGUUAUUUCUGAACCAUUUAUUCUGUGCUUUUACAGAUUUAUUCUUAUGCACACUUUCAACGCCAUACAUUUUUGGGCCAAUUAUGGCUAUUGCAGGAGUCGGGGUGCUAAGUUGGUUGGGCAUACCAUUUGUCUAUCAGGGAGUUUUCGGAGGGUUCAUUGUUACUGGAUUCGUUGGUUCCUAUGUCCGCUUGUUUGAAUGUCGAAGUAGUUCAAUACAGGGAAAUCGAUUUCGAAUAUCACGGAGAUCAACUCGACUCCUUUAUUAUACAUUUUUGCUUAUUCCCUACUAUGCUGCAUUUAUUGUCAUAGUCCUAGUUGGGGAAAGCAGCAAUUCUGCAAAGCUGAAAACCUUAAGUCAUUAUCCGUGCCCGACACGAGAGUUCUUCAUACUUCCGGUGUUUAUAUUACUGGUCAAUGGUGGAUCUGAAAGCCUCUAUAUACUUAUGACUGCUGUAAUGGCACUAAUUGCAACUGUUAACAUUCUUAUUCACGUGAUUUGUCUGGUUUACUACCUUUACGUAGUCCCACCUAGAACACUUUCGAAAGAAACUCGACAGAAUCAAAGGGUAUUCUUGGUGGCGGUGGUUUUACAAACCUCAGUCCCGCUGAUGCUUAUAAUUGUUCCUGGUAUGGCGGUAGUCCUUCCAUUGUUGGCUGGAUAUUAUCGUCAAGAAUGGAUAAAUCUGGCAGUGAACGUCAUGGCUUUUCAUGGACUCGGUGAGAGCAUUGCAAUCGUGUUGGUACAUAAACCUUAUCGGCAUGUAGUUCGAGAGCGACUAAGAAAGAGAACGAUUCGGAAUAGAGUCAUUGGACGUAGCAUAGAGUCUAAUUAAAACCCAAUAAACUAUAUGAUAAUUA